UCAUCGAGUGGGCGUGGUCUAUUUUUACAGGAAGACUCGUGGAGCAGCACGUGGUUCUUUCAAUGCAAAUGACACCUUACUUGUCAACCAAGCAGAAUUUAGAUAAUGUUACAACCUGAUAUUGAUUUACGAUAAUGAUUGAAGGAAAACAGCUGAGCAAGUCGGUGCAGAUCGCAGUUUUGAGACAUCAUCAGUCCAGAGGUGGUGGGAGGCUGCAGGAUGUGAAGAGACAGAAUACAGCAGCAGAGACAGAGACAGAGGACAGCAGUAAACCCACUCAGGAGAUUAGCGUCCACAUGUCCCGGCAGCAGGAACACUGUCCGACUUUGUAAACCUCUCUAUAGUCCGAGUGUGGUGGUGGGAGGAGCAUUACAGGCUUCUCAUUCACUCCUUCAGACCUGCACAGACACACAGUGGGCUGGAUGGUGAGCAGAUCUCAGAGCAGAGCCACCAGACAAGAUGCCAGGAGAUGGGUUCACCAUUAAAACUCGCCUCAGGAAUUUGCUUCGUUCUCCAUCAACCAAACACAAGAAGAACAAGAAAGAGAGUCUCACCAGCAAGGUGACUUUGGAGAAGGUGCUAGGAAUCACAGCUUCAGGAAACAGUGGUCUGGCUUGUGACCCCCGAUCUGGACGAGUCGCCUAUCCUGCAGGAUGUGUGGUAGUUUUGCUGAACCCCAAAAAGAAGAGAGAGCACCACAUUAUCAACACGUCAAGAAAGACCAUCACGGCUCUGUCCUUCUCCCCUGAUGGCAAGUACUUGGUCACAGGAGAGAGCGGUCACCUGCCAGCGGUGAGACUGUGGGACGUGGCAGAGCGGAGACAGGUGGCGGAGCUCCAGCAGCACAAAUAUGGCGUCUCCUGCGUGGCUUUCUCCCCCAACGGCAAAUACAUUGUCAGUGUGGGAAACCAGCAUGACAUGAUGGUCAACGUCUGGGUGUGGAAGAAAGAUGUAGUUGUGGCUGCCAACAAGGUAUCCAGUAAGGUGACAGGUGUGUCUUUCUCUGAGGACAGCUCCUACUUUGUCACUGUGGGGAACAGACAUGUCAAGUUCUGGUAUCUGGACCACUGCAAGGCCAGCAAGGCCAACGCUCCUGUCCCUCUGCUGGGCCGCUCCGGGCUGCUGGGGGAGCUGAGGAACAACUUCUUCUGUGAUGUGGCCUGUGGACGGGGCUCCACAUCUGACUCCGUCUUCUGCAUCACCUCCUCCGGCCUGCUGUGUGAGUUUAACAGCAAGAGGAUGCUGGACAAGUGGGUGGACCUGCGGACGGGCGUGGCCCAGUCUCUGUCUCUGUCUGAGGAUAUGAUCUUCUGCGGCUGUGCCGAUGGAACGGUGCGAGCCUUCAGCUCUGUCGACCUUCACUUCUCCUGCACGUUGCCGCGGCCGCACCCCCUCGGCUCUGAUGUCUCGGCCAUCACGGAAGCCAGCCACCUGUUUUCCACCAAGACGGACGCCCGUUACCCAGACGCCAUUGCUGUUACCUACGACCCCAUCAGCCAGUGGCUCAGCUGUGUCUAUAAUGACCACAGUCUGUACGUGUGGGAUGUGAGAGAUGUCAACAGGGUGGGGAAGGUGCACUCUGCCCUCUUCCACGCUGCCUGUGUCGGGGACCUGGAGAUGUUCCCAGAUGUUCCUGGUGAAUUUGGAGCUGGUUUGUCAUCAGGUGCGUUCCUUAGCUGCUCGGCCGAUAACACCAUCAGACUGUGGCGCGUGAACGAUUGGACACAAACUCCCGUUCAUUCUCAGAACAUCCUCAGCAGUGAUCUCCUGAAUAUAAUCUACAUAGACGGAAACACUAGCGCCUUGCUGGAUCCAGAGUGUCUGACAAAUAUGAACGCAGACAAACCAGGAGAUGGACCGACAGCAGAAAGCAAGACCGGCAUCAGGACCAUCUGUAUCAGUCCAGACGGCAAACACCUGGCAUCUGGAGAUCGCAACGGGAUGCUGAGGGUUCAUGACCUCAGCAGCUUGGAGGAGAUUCUGAAAGUGGAGGCCCAUGAUGCUGAGAUCCUCUGUCUGGAAUACAGUAAACCAGAAACAGGUCUGAAGCUGCUGGCCACCGCUAGCAGGGACCGUCUGAUCCACGUCUUGGACGCCGAGGAUGACUACAGUCUGGUGCAGACACUCGACGAGCACUCCUCAUCCAUAACAGCCGUCCGCUUUGCUGCCAAUGACAACAAGGUGAGGAUGAUCAGCUGUGGGGCAGACAAGAGCAUCUAUUUCCGCACUGCACACAAGACUGACAGAGGAACAGAGUUCAGGCGUUCUCACCACAUGGUGAGGAAGGCCACGCUGCAUGACAUGAGUGUAGACCCCACCUGCAAGUACGCUGCUGUCGGCUGUCAGGACCGCUGCAUCAGGAUUUUCAACAUCAGCAGCGGCAAGCAGAAGAAACUCUACAAGGGAUCGCUGAGUGAGGACGGCAGUCUGCUCAGGGUCCAGCUCGAUCCGUCAGGUCAAUACGUGGCCACAAGCUGCUCCGAUAAAAACAUCAGCAUCUUUGACUUCUUCACCGGGGAGUGUGUCGCCACUAUGGGCGGACACUCUGAGAUUGUGACCGGGAUGAAGUUCACCAACGACUGCAAGCAUCUGAUUUCUGUGUCAGGGGACAGCUGUAUCUUUGUGUGGCGACUGGCUCCCGAACUGACAAUCAGCAUGAGAGAGAGGCUCUGCCAACUCCGACAAAAUCCAAACACACCAUUCUGCAACAAGACCCCCGGUCUCAGGCGAGAGGUGUACAGCGCCCCCACUCUGGCUGGUCUGUCCUCUGACAGCGACCGUGAGCAUGAGGAGGAGGACGCAGCAGAGAACGACGACCCCAACGACCCUGAAGACGUCGCAGUCAAUACAUCCUCUGACAGCAGCCAUGGAGACGAGGACACAGGUGGCUCAGAUGAAGGACAGGACUGGGAGCUGGCAAAGCACGGAGUCAUCAGCCAGGUCACACCCGACCCCUCUAAACGUCCUCGGAGGCGCUGGUCUCAUCGUAUGGGCUCCAUGGAGCUGAAGGUGAAAUCCAUGCUGGACCUAAGGCAGCUGGAGACCUUUGCUCCCAAGAAAAACCCCAACUGCUCCCCUCAUGACCGAGAGAGACGGAGCAUGUUCAGCCUCCAGGAGCCAGUGCUGCAGUCGGAGGAGAGAGCCAAGAGGCAUCGGGCCUGGCCACAUGCUGACUGGCUGUCCUCGCACCCAUCCAAGGGCAUCAGGGGGGCCGAUGGAGCCGUGCUGUACCCCGAGGAGGAUGAGGGCGAUGCAAGUCUGCAGGGCGGUGAUUACAUGGUGAAGGAGCAGCACUGCAGGAUGCAAGGGCGAAGGAUCCGCAGUGAGAGCAAGGAAAGCCGCAGCCUGGACAGCGCUUGCUCUCUGGGAUACGACAGCAGGGAGUCCAGCCCGGAUCCUGUCCUGGAUGACUCUGCAGAUGUGGAGUCCCUGAGCGAGGACAGCUCUGAUGAGGAGAAUGACGAGAGGAAGGAGGAAGAUGAGCAAAGUUCAGAACUGACGAGUAUGGAUGAGGCUCUGAGGACAGUGACUGACAGGGCUGACGUCAGUCAAGAAGAUUUCAUCAAGCAGAACUUUGAGACAUUGGAGGAGAGCAGCAGCAGCAGCAGCACGGCUGAGCAGAGCAGAGUCCCUCGGCUCAGUAUGUCUUCACGCUUCCUGGCCAGAGGACAUAAUAACAGGGGCAUAUCUCUGUUUGCCAAAGUGCAUGGAAAGGAACAAGGCAGCCACUCUGCCAAGCCCCCUGUGUCAAAAGUGCGGCCCUUGAUGGAAGAUAGCCAGAGCAGAAACACGGAAGACAAGACCCCCGUGUCCCCUGGCAUGAUCGAGGGGCCAAACAGGGCAGAUGCUCCAGAGAGAGACUGUGCUCCGACACUUAGACCCCAGAAGAAGACGAAGACUUCAGGGUUCCACCUGUGGCGGCUGUCCAGCCCUCCGUCCAAAGCUCCGCAGCUGCUGGACAGUGGGACGUGUUUACAGAAAUCACACUCUGCCCAGGACCUGGCCUCAGACCCUCCUCGCUCCCCUGUGCCCUCUAGUGACCGAAGGGAGAUGCGCAAGAGACCUCAGCAUCUUUCCCUGGAUCAGGACACUCCCAAGCCUUCCUUCCACUUUUCUUCCCCCUCCUCCGGGUCCCCCCAGUCUCCCCGUUCCCCUCUGCCCUGGGACAGCCCCAAACUCAAGCCCCCCCACUCGUACAUGAACCCCACUGCCAGCUCCAUGGCCAAAAGCAGCCGCUCCACCUCGUUGGGAGAUGUGCUCCUGACUCCACCUCUCUCCCCCUCCUUCCUCAGGAGCAGGAGGUCAUGUGGGGAGCUGGAGGUCGAACCUCCCCUGCUCUCCUCGUCUCCUGUCGCCGCUUUCCCCUCUACUGUCACAUCAACAUCACCCCCCUUAACAUGUCCUCUACCAAACAGUCCCUCCCCAACUCCUCCCCAUCCCACAGCUGCAGUUUCACCCACCCAGUUUCAGCCCUCCCGCAUCCCGCUUCCCAAACAGCAACUCAGUCCUCGCCGCAGCCUCUGCCUGGAGGCGAUGCCGAGGGCUUCCACUCCUACCGACGUCACACCUACUCCAGGAAACAGAGCACCGGGCAGGAACAUGUCUUUGGAUCCUACUUUGCCAAGUUCACUACCAGUGAGGCAGAAGAGAGACUCUGUUUCAGAGAGUGCCAAGGAGCCGUUACAGGUGGCCGUGGCCAAAGAGUGCCCUCUGGUGCCCGAACAGACCCACACAACGAGCUCAGAUCCCCAUCCAGAUCACUCCAUCACCUUGGAAACUUGUAGGCAGGCUGUUACGGAGCUUCACAACAGUCUGAGGAAAACUGCCAUGCUCUAUACUACGAUGCUACAAAGCGGCCAAGAACCCAGUGAAGACCAGCAAGAAAUGAGGAGCAUCCUGUCAGGGGCCCUGUUCACGGUCAAGACUGAGCUGGACUCUCUGCCUCACCCCGUCUCACAGUGUGAAGGGCCCCGAGUGGACCACGGGGUCAAAGGUGAAGGAGAGAAGGCCCUGGCUCUGCUGGAGCAGUACGCCGAGCUGCUGCUGAAGUCUGUGGAGAGGAGACUCGACACCAAGACGUGAGGAGAUGGACUGAUGUGUAUGUACACACAGUCAGACACACGCACACACACGGUAGUACUGUGAAUCACACUCUUGUUAUUUGCAGAGAUCUUUUGAAACUUUAUUUAUGGACUGAAUGCAGAUGAGAUGUCAUUAUAUUUGGAGAAGCUGAAAGAAAUGAAUGCUGAGUAUUAUGCACAGG
Sebastes umbrosus (honeycomb rockfish) is the source of this 5263-nucleotide messenger RNA. RefSeq names its product mitogen-activated protein kinase binding protein 1 (gene mapkbp1). The transcript is spliced from 34 exons. The record is from RefSeq and is a predicted model, not a curated record. The coding region runs from base 460 to 5082 and encodes 1540 amino acids. Gene Ontology annotation, molecular function: protein binding. Lineage: Eukaryota; Metazoa; Chordata; Actinopteri; Perciformes; Sebastidae.